AUGGCGAACUGGAUAGACCCCUUCACGUACAACACCCUCUCCCACCCGACCACCGUCCAAACCACAAUCCACGCCCAAGCCGUCUUCUCCAAGUUCGACACAACGGGACGGUUCAUCGCAACAGCUACAGCGCGUCCACAGGAAGGCCUAGCCGUCGUAUGGGAUCUCCAAACUCGCAAUUCGAUUCGCUUCCUGGAUGGACAUGUUAAACCUGUUACGAGCAUCGAUUGGUCUAGGAAUUCGAGAUAUGUCUUGACGUCGUCGAAGGACUGGAAUGUUAUUGUAUGGGAUUUGGCCUCGUCUUGCGACCCUCCACAGCGGCACCGUACGCUACGGUUCGACGCUCCCGUAGUCUCAGCAUCUUUCCACCCAAAGAACAGUCGAAUCAUACUGGUGCUUCUAACAACGGGUGAAGCCUUCCUCUGCGACACACGCAAGGAAACGCGGUCGAGAACGCCAUUGAAGGAAGUUACGGUGGAUGAUAGCGACGAUGAUGAAGACGAGCCGUCCUCGCGUGCAAGGUCCUACAUGACAGUCGCUCGCUUCAACCCCUCCGGCAAACACAUCUUCAUCGGAACGUCCACGGGGACACUACUCGUAUUCCGUACAAGAACCAAGACGAUGAUAGCCCGCCACAAAAUCGCCGGCGCAAACGUGAUCAAAGGUCUCGAAUUCAGAAAAAACGGACGAGAACUAGUGACCAACUCCUCCGACCGUACACUCCGACAAUUCAUCGUACCCACCUACCCCUCCGACGACUCCGAGCCCUCCAACCCAUCAACGUCCACACCCUCCUCCAGCACCUCCCCCUCCACGCCCACACCCACGCCCACCAAGAUCAUCGAACAAGACCUAGAACCAACACACCGCUUCCACGACCCUAUCAACAAGACCGCCUGGCACGCCAUGGCCUGCAGCGGGGACGGCGACUGGUUGGCUGGUGGUGCGGCGGAUCCUGCUGCCCAUAAGAUUUAUGUAUGGGAUUUGUCGAAUGAUGGGCAGUAUACUGCUACGUUGGAUGGUGGGAGGGAGCCGUUGACGCAUUUACAUUGGCACCCGAAGAAAUCGAUCAUAGCAUCCACGACGAAUAUCGGGAACGUGCUCAUUUGGCACUCGCCUCAUCCGGAGCGGUGGGGCGCGUUUGCGGGAGGAUUCGAAGAAGUGGACGAGAACGUCGAGUAUGAGGAACGGGAGGACGAAUUUGAUAUCGAAGACGAAGAAACCAUCCUCGAACGUAAAAUGAAAGCUGAAGAAGACAAAGUGGAUAUCGAAACGAUGAUCAUCUCGCCUCCUACGAGUGGGGAUAUAGCCGGGUCCAUGAUAGCCGCUGCCGCGGCUACUGGGGAUGCCAAUGGGAAUGGGACCAUCGCACAGAGGAUUAUGGGUGGUGGUGGUGGAUCGAACAACGGAAACGGGGAAAGCAGCGGGAAGACGACGGCCUCGAACGAAGGAGGCACGUCGAAACCGCCUAAUGGCGACCCGACCACUUCCACCACCAGUACCUCUGAGCUUAGGCCGACCUCUGUCCCGCCACAGCAGCAAGCGGAGGUUGACCCUGAUACGCUUUGGGCCAUGGAAGACCCAGACGAUGAUAUACCCAGUUUGUGGAGGAUGAAGAUUAUCAUGGAGGAUGACGAGGGUGAUGAAUAG
Molecule: messenger RNA, 1650 nt
Organism: Coprinopsis cinerea okayama7#130
Lineage: Eukaryota; Fungi; Basidiomycota; Agaricomycetes; Agaricales; Psathyrellaceae
Exons: 8
Coding region: 1-1650 (549 amino acids)
Cellular component (GO): Set1C/COMPASS complex
Molecular function (GO): protein binding
Source: RefSeq, a predicted model, not a curated record